UGGUGUGCGCUACAACAGUGUGCUGGUUAUAAAUCCUGUGUGCUGAAUUUUUUUUUCGCAGUUCGGUCUUGUUGGCAAUAAACGAGAGAAAAAAAAAGUGUUAUUUAGGUUGAUGAUGAGGAUUUUUGUCAGAAGCAUCAAUUUUCCAACUGUAUUCAUAAACAACGUUUCCAAAAAGAAUUCUGAAAAUAUUUCUUUCGCAAAAAAUUUUCUAUAUAUAAAAUUCUUUGGAAAAAAAUUCCCGCCAAUCUUAAAUCAAAUGAAUAAUUUAAAUGAAUCUCAACAAAUUAAUGAUAAAUUAUCAUUAAUCAAUAUGAUUCAACUUGUUUCAAUGAAUCAUUCAGAAAUUCAACGUUGGAUUGUUGAUAAUUAUCCAAAUAAAUCAAAUAGUUCAAGAUAUAAACUUUAUCAGAAUAUGGUACAAACACGUCAAUCCUAUAUUGAUCGUUUGAUGAAAUCACAAUCAAUUCAAAGUUCAAAUUUAACACCAAUUAAAUGUCGUAUUCAUCCAUUGAACAAGGUUUUCCAAUCAAUUCGACCAUCAUCCAUCAUAUGUAUAACUGGUGAUUCAAAUACUGGAAAAUCGAUGCUCGCAACAUCUAUUGCAAUCGAUUGUGCAAUAUUAUCCAAACGGAAAGUUUUGUUUAUCGAUUCUGAUCUAUCAUUGACCGAUGAUCGUUUACGUUUAUUUCAUUCGAAUGAUUUGAAUGAACUCGAUUCAUUCAUUCAAAUUUAUCAGAUAUUCGAGAUAAAUCGUUUAUACGAUCUAUUCGAAAUGAUCGAUCAAGAUGAACAAUUACAUCGAUCAGUAUUGAUAAUUGAUUCACUUAAUUGUUUCUUAUGGACAGCCGUUCAUUCAAAAUGUUCAAGAGAAAUAUUUAUAGCACGAUUAUUAUAUGCAAUUGAAUCGAUUACACGUAAAUGUCAUCUAACAACUAUUAUUACUCGAUUGGAAAAUCGAUAUGAUCAACCACUUCAUUUGGAUGUUGAUAUUAUAUUAAAAAAUGAUGAUGAUCAUAUUGUGGCUAAAAUUACAACAGCAAAUACAUGGCCUCGUUCCGAAAUUGAUUUCAAUUUUAAUAUUACAAAAGAUUUAUUAUCUUGUCAACAAUAAUACUUUUAUGU
Molecule: messenger RNA, 1125 nt
Organism: Dermatophagoides pteronyssinus (European house dust mite)
Lineage: Eukaryota; Metazoa; Arthropoda; Arachnida; Sarcoptiformes; Pyroglyphidae
Source: RefSeq, a predicted model, not a curated record